GAACUGCUGGACACGGAAAUAAAGUACUGUCGAGAUCUGACGAUGUGUUAUCGCAUAUUCUCGCAGGGAUUACACGCAGUGAUAAACAGUAACUUAGCGGACCAGCUUUUCUUAAAUUGUGAACAGCUCAUCAGAACCUCGCAACUCAUUGCCGAUUCACUUGCGCAAGAUUCUCCCGGUGAUGCGUUCGUGAAACACGCUGAGGUGCUGCGUGCUUAUGUUGAAUUCUGUUCAAAACAACAAUCUGCGCUGGAAAAGUUGAAUGAGCUUGAGCAGACGAAUGCUGCCUUCCGACAAAGUACUGAAAAGGCCUAUAUGCUGUUGAAAUCGAUGUGUGCAGAAAUCAACAGUGUGAUCAGUGCCAUGGACAACUCCAAUAUGCUUGUCUGGGCGCAGCAGCAUAUCCACUGCGAAUCUAUUCAGCCUCCUCUCGUAUUCCCUUCAUCUACUCGGAAAGUGGGACCUCGCUCCCUUUUACAUUCUGGUGCUUUACAAAAGCAGCGAAGUGGAAAAACACUAGUUGCGUUUUUGUUCAAUGACUUUUUUAUGCUCACAACACCUGCCGAGCCAAUUGAACAGCUGGAGGAAUUCAGAAUCCAAAAAACAAGUGAAAUACAUCUGAAUUUGUAUAAGACACCCUUGCUACUGGAAAAUAUCCGAGCUUUUCAAAACAAGGAAAUGGAUUCUUGCUCGUUUGAAGUGCGGUCUGGGGAUGUUUCGGUAGCGCUGCGCGCUCCGAAUCGGAAUGCUCGCGUUUUCUGGAUGGCACAGAUUGAAAAAGCAGUUAACGAAUAUCGAGGUUGCUGCCAGACUGUAAAGGUUUCUUUCAUUCGACUUUUCUAA
Molecule: messenger RNA, 843 nt
Organism: Gongylonema pulchrum
Lineage: Eukaryota; Metazoa; Nematoda; Chromadorea; Rhabditida; Gongylonematidae
Source: the annotation of a GenBank genome assembly